This is a messenger RNA of Labrus mixtus (cuckoo wrasse), 2876 nucleotides long. Its product is annotated as phosphatidylinositol 4-phosphate 5-kinase-like protein 1. The record is from RefSeq and is a predicted model, not a curated record. Gene Ontology annotation, molecular function: phosphatidylinositol kinase activity. Gene Ontology annotation, biological process: phosphatidylinositol metabolic process. The coding region runs from base 149 to 1468 and encodes 439 amino acids. The transcript has 10 exons. NCBI's taxonomy places the organism in Eukaryota, Metazoa, Chordata, Actinopteri, Labriformes, Labridae.
ACCUGUCUGGAAUGCGGUAAAGAAUUAGUAAAGGAGGUGAUCGUUAGAUACACAAAGGCAGCGCUCAUUUUAAACUCCGUGUAUGAGUAGACAGUUUGUAUGAAACCAUUUUCUGUGUUUUACGGUCUAGACGGAGCAACAACUCAAGAUGGCAAAGAGAAAAGCUGCUGGAGCCUCCACGGAGACCAGACGGAGACGGUGGUGGCAUCUGAGACAGAGAUGGAGGAUGCUAGGAGUUUUUGAGAUCAACCCUGAGCACGAGUUUUACCACCUCACGGCCAAGAUCAAAGAGGGCAUGCAGGCAGCUAUUCAGACCACCGUGGACUCACCUGUACAGAAUACACUCACAGCUGAACAUUUCAAGGCGGAGGAAACUCACACUCAUGAGGGUUUUGAGAUGCAGACGUUUGCUGCACCUGUGUUUGCUAAACUGAGACAUUCACUGGACAUCCCAGAGGAGGAUUACAUGAAGUCCCUCUGCUCAGACAGCUGCUACCUUCAGUUUGUCAGCAACUCCAAGAGCAAGGCCAAUUUCUUCGUCACGAAUGACAAGAGAUACUUUCUGAAGACGCAGAGCGGGCGAGAGGUCCGGUUCCUGCUGUCCAACCUGCAGGCAUACAUGGACCACCUGGACAAAUACCCUCAUUCACUCCUCGUGAGAUUCUUGGGUGUUCACAGGAUUAUAAUCCCAAAUGAAGAAAAGAAGUACUUUAUCGUGAUGCAGAGUGUCUUCUACCCCGAUGAGAGGAUCAACAUUAGAUACGACAUCAAAGGGUGUGAGGUCGGUCGAUGGACAAACCCCGACACAGGAGGGAAACAGAUCAUCAAAGUGCUGAAGGACAAUAACUUUGAAGGGCAGUCCAUCGCAUUAGAUCAGGGGAAAUCUUGGUUCAACAGGCAAGUGAAAGAAGACGCUGCGUUCCUUCAGGGGCUCAACGUCCUGGACUACAGCCUCCUGGUGGCUCAUCAGCCUCUGCACAGAGACGAGCUGGAAGGGAAACACUCUCUGGCCAACCUUGUUGUUCGCACCACAAAGUCUUUCGACUUUGAUGAAAGUCCAACGUAUGAAGACCCCCCCACUGCCCCAUUACUGGAGGAGACAGCAGAUGCUGCAGAGCGUGAGAGCGGGCAGCCUCAGGCAGCAGCAGGUGAGGGCUCAGCUGAGGAGAUCCCCCUCCAGGAGAUGGACAGCUCUGUGAGAAAGAACAGGAGUGACUCAGAACUGGAGGACUUCCAGGAGCAUCAUUGUAGGCUACUCCCAAACUGCAAAAAUGCUGUUCACGUGAUCGACGGGCCGGAUCGUCGCUACUUUGUGGGCAUCAUAGACGUUUUCACCGUCUACGGCUGGAAGAAAAAACUGGAGGGUCUGUGGAAAAGUCUCCGCUUCCCGGGCAGAGCCUUUUCUACUGUCAGCCCUGAGAAAUACUCACGCAGGUUCUGCCAGUGGAUACAGGCCCACACUCAGUGACAAAAUCCACAAUCCCUUAGUGUCCUUCAGAGGUGCUGUGAGACAUCUGGGUUCUGAUCGUUUUACAGGAGCAGCUCACAUCUCUGAAGGGUGUCUUACUUUUGUAUGUACAGUAGAUACAGUUUGCUCAUGAUCCUGAUCGCCUGUUUGGGCAGAAAUGCUCUGGUACCUUAUGCUCUACGCCGAGAGGGAGAACAGUUUGUGGGAGGGAUGUUGGGGGUUUCUCACAGGUUUUUACAGUUGCCAAACCAGGAAGUGAUUGAAUAGUAUAUAGGAUGAUUCUAAUUGUUCCCCUGUAGAAGGUGGUGGGGGCUGCAGUGAGGAGACACGCCCUCUUUAGUCUCUGUUGAGCAUUUUUUAAUUAUGGUUUCAAUUUUAAAAGGCAAGGUUCUCUGCUAGUUACACAGCCAGGACGUUGAUGUUACUGACCGUCUUCACAGCGCCACUAAAGAUACAUACUGUAUGACCAUGAACUGAAACUCUUUAACAAAGUUGUUUAUGUGUCACUGACUCAAACAACAAUUCAAAAAUAUUUUAUUGAUCCUUUUCAUUUUCUAAAAAUCAGGAGAAAGAAUUCUCAGUUUGAACUUUACUUUUAUGCAACAUGUUGAGGGAAUAAAUACAAAAUAAAGAUGAGAAGCUAGUUUCAGUUAUUGAGCUGAAAAGUCUGUGUUUUUUGUUUUUAUUUUUAUUUUUAUUAAAGAUUGAUGCACUUUUUGUUAAAAAAAAAACUUGGAAGUUAAUGUGUUACAUCAGUAAGUUAUUCAGAUUUAAUAUGAAAGAAAACAGCUUAACAAUAACAGACAACCGUAAGGUUAAAAACGUAGCUUCUUCUGUAAAUAAUAUAUAUGCCAUAUCUAUUGAAUUCAUAAAUAUACAAAAUGUCUUGUGAUAAUAGUUUAUUUGUGUUAAUGCAUUUAUAAAAUGUGCAACAAAACAUGUGUAACUCUUCUCAUGUUGUAUUUAAACAAACAAACUACCUUUCUAUGUUUGUGUUUAAGGCUUUAAUACAUUGAUAAUUUAUUCUGUUUUUUGUUUUUUUGAAGACUGAUUUCAUUUUUAUUUGGACCUUGUCCAGUCGACAUAUACCAUGAUGGAGAUUUGAUUUAGUCUUUGUUGUAUUAGACUGUGACACAUCCAUCCAGAGGAGACGUGCACUCAGUCAGGAAACUUUGACUAUGAAAUGUUUUUGGUUUUUUUGAGUGUGUAAAGAAGUUUAUUCUUUGUGUGCAGUUUAAAGGGGGCAGGACGAUAUAAAAGAAAUGCCUGGGGUGUGUGGGUACUGUAGUGUUGGUGUAAAUUAUUAAAAUAACAUCACAUUUUAUUAACCAGUUCAAUUGUUUUUUAUAUUUUCAGAUUUCAAAUCUUUGUUAAAUUUUUAUGAAUUAAAUUAAAUUAUAUUCAUGUG